CCCUUUGUACUUUGACUCUCUUUUUUUCUCUUCUUCUACGCAGAAAAUAUUGGCUCAAACUCCAUGCCAAUGCGAAUAGUGUUGAAGUUUAAGCCCCUACUUUUAUCUCCCUUCUUUAAAUCCAACCCUCCACCUCCCUUCCGCAUCGCCGACGUGCUUUUACUCCAAGACCAUGAAGAAGAUCGCCUCCUCCACGCAGACGGUUGCACAGGAUCAUCCAACUGCUCCAAACCCCGUCGUAUCGCUGAUCGCUUGUUCUUUUGCUUUACCCGCGGGAAGCUUACGAAUAAGUUUCAUGGUGACCAAAAAAAAGGAGACGAUGAUGUUGCGCCGCCUGAUCAUGUAGCCGACGGUCCUGAUUUAUCACCGGAAGAAAUAUGUGGGUGUGAAUCAAAAUUUAAUGUGGGAAUAGGGUGCUGUUUGCUCCAUCUGAUUGCUGAGAGUAAGAAUGAACUCCAAAAGAUGACGGAAUUGAGGAUUCAAAUGGAGAGUGUUCUUCAAACAGUUAAAGAGCGGCUUCUAAAUAAAGACUUACUGGUUCAUAAGAAUAUUGAAUCGAAUGAAGGGGAUGGGGUCGAGGAAAGUUUGGGAUUUAACAGCAAUCUUAUAUCAAACAGAGUACUGUUUGACCAGUCUCUGAAAAGUGAAGAUGCGCCUAAAGAAGAUUGCUUAGAAGGAAUGGACAGACUCGAAGCAGAGCUUGAAGUUGAAUUAGAACGUUUACAACUCCUUUUGGAUUCAGGCAAAUUCCCCACAAACCCACCCCAGGAAACCAUCGAGGAGUGUAAAAGCUGCAGUCUAAGCCAUGGGGAAGUAAUUGAUGAUGCUGAGGAAGAAGGCUGUCCGGAUUCGCAUUGUGGGGUUCCUCCGUAUGAACUGGAGAUGAAGUUGCAUGAAUUGCUGGAAACAAGACAGGAACAACAGAUAAAAGAUCUAGAAGAUGCUUUGGAAAGUGCAAAGAAAGAGCUCCGCGAAAAGGAAAGAGAGAUUUCUUGGUGGAAAGACACUGCACACCUUAUGUUAGACCAUGCGAAACAAUCUUCACCACUUAAUUUCCAGUACGUUCGACAUGUUCAACGCCUGAGAUGAGAAA
Hibiscus syriacus is the source of this 1093-nucleotide messenger RNA. Its product is annotated as protein POLAR LOCALIZATION DURING ASYMMETRIC DIVISION AND REDISTRIBUTION-like. The record is from RefSeq and is a predicted model, not a curated record. Gene Ontology annotation, biological process: asymmetric cell division. Lineage: Eukaryota; Viridiplantae; Streptophyta; Magnoliopsida; Malvales; Malvaceae. The transcript is spliced from 3 exons. The coding region runs from base 64 to 1089 and encodes 341 amino acids.